GUCCCGCACGCGACAACCGCUCUCCCGCAAGCAUGGCGGACGAAGACCUCAUCUUCCACAUGGAGUGCCUCGAUAACGCCAAAGUCACAAAGGCGACCUCUGGAAACCACCGCGAGGGCGACAGCGACGAGGAAGACGCUUAUUUCAUUUGCCCGAUCACGGACGACCCCGUCUCCGUCAAAGCCGCAAACGGCAAAGGCGCCAACUAUUACAGCAAUUUGGUCAAAAACGAGCAGUAUUCCUCCAGCUCUUCUCCGAGGAAUUCUUUCCAUUUCAAGGAAGCUUGGAAGCACGCCAUCGAGAAAGCCAAGCACAUGCCUGACCCCUGGGCGGAAUUUCAUCUGGAGGACAUUGAAACCGAACACGCCACCCGGUACAGGUACAACGCCGUUACCGGGGAGUGGGUCGAAGACGAGGUGCUGAUCAAAAUGGCGUCCCAGCCGUUUGGCCGCGGUGCGAUGCGGGAAUGCUUCCGGACGAAAAAGCUGUCCAAUUUUUUGCACACUCAGAACUGGAAAGGGGCCUUCAACUACGUGGCCAAGCGGUACAUCGAGACGGUCAACAGAGACGUCUAUUUCGAGGACGUGCGGCUCCAGAUGGAGGCGAAGCUGUGGGGGGAAGAAUACAACCGGCAUAAGCCGCCCAAGCAGGUGGACAUCGUCCAGACCUGCAUCAUCGAAAUGAAGAACCGGCCGGGCAAGCCCCUCUUUCACCUGGAGCAUUAUAUCGAGGGCAAAUACAUCAAAUACAACUCGAACUCAGGCUUUGUGCGAGACGACAAUAUCCGCCUCACCCCGCAGGCUUUUAGUCACUUCACGUUUGAACUGUCAGGGCACCAGCUCAUCAUCGUUGACAUCCAAGGCGUCGGAGACCUUUACACCGACCCUCAGAUCCACACGGAGAGCGGCACAGACUUCGGGGACGGCAACCUAGGUGUACGAGGCAUGGCGCUGUUCUUCCACUCCCAUUCGUGCAACAAGAUCUGCCGGAGCAUGGGCCUGACGCCGUUCGAUCUCUCUGCCAAAGAGAACGACGCCUUGUAUCGCAGCAAUAAGCUCCUCGAAUCUGCACGGACAGUUGUGCGGGGCACGGAAGAGAAAUGCGGCAGCGCCCGAGUGAGAACCGUCUCCGGCAGCCGCCCUCCUCUGCUUUUCCGUUUGUCCGAAAACUCUGGAGACGAAAGCAUGAGCGACGUGACGUUUGACUCCUUGCCCUCCUCCCCUUCCUCGGCGACGCCCCAUAGCCAGAAGAUCGACGUGCUUCACUGGCCGGUAUUCAACGAAGUGGACAAUCUGGUUCACAAAGAUCACGAGGGCCUUGACAACCAAAGGGACUCUGAAAAUGGAAGUGACAGCGGAUACCCCAGUGAAAAGAGGAGCGAUCUGGAAGACAUGGAUCACCGAGAAAGGGGCCAUUCCAACCUCAACCGAAGGCAUGAAUCCGACGAGGACAGCCUGGGAAGUUCUGCAAGGGUCAGCGUGGAGAAGUGGAACCUCUACAACGCCGCCCGAGUCCACAUUCACAGAUCCUCCUGCGUUGCGGUGGAAGUGCAGAGACUCAACGCCCUGGAGCUGGAGAAGAAAAUUGGGAAGUCCAUCUUGGGAAAGGUGCAUUUGGCCAUGGUUCGCUACCACGAGGCGGGCCGUUUCUGCGAGAAGGACCAAGAGUGGGAUCAGGAGUCCGCCAUUUUCCACCUGGAGCACGCGGCCGACUGCGGAGAGCUGGAAGCCAUUAUUGGGUUAGGUCUCAUGUAUUCUCAGCUGCCACACCACAUUCUCUCGGAGGUCAAUCUGGAGGACAGCCCAGAAAACAGAACCAAAGGCUUUGAGAAUUUAAACAGAGCAGCAGAAGCGGGAGAUCGUCCUUCCAUGAUCCUUGUGGCGAGAGCAUAUGACACAGGCAUGAAUCUUCGCCCUGACAGAGACCAAGACUGGAAGAGAGCCCUGUACUGGUACGACGCAGCAUUGAACAUGACGGACUACGACGAAGGAGGGGAAUACGACGGCACGCAAGAUGAACCCCGGUACCUGCUCCUGGCAAGGGAAGCGGAAAUGUUAACGACGGGAGGGUUUCAUCUGGAGAAGGACCCCCAGAGAGCAGGCGAGCGCUACACAGAAGCUGCGGAAGCCGCAACGCAAGCCAUGAAAGGCAGGUUGGCUCACCAGUACUAUCAAAAAGCCGAGGAAGCGUGGGCCAUGAUGGAAGAGUGAAACUUGAACCCAGUGCUGCUUUUCCUGUAGAUAUCAGGACAGAGACUUUUUUU
This is a messenger RNA of Euleptes europaea (tarantolino), 2263 nucleotides long. It is a transcript of the gene EEF2K, whose product is annotated as eukaryotic elongation factor 2 kinase. NCBI's taxonomy places the organism in Eukaryota, Metazoa, Chordata, Lepidosauria, Squamata, Sphaerodactylidae. The transcript has 17 exons. Gene Ontology annotation, biological process: protein phosphorylation. The record is from RefSeq and is a predicted model, not a curated record. Gene Ontology annotation, molecular function: ATP binding; elongation factor-2 kinase activity; calmodulin binding. Bases 33 to 2210 code for a protein of 725 amino acids.